Messenger RNA from Lodderomyces beijingensis, 1041 nucleotides. NCBI's taxonomy places the organism in Eukaryota, Fungi, Ascomycota, Pichiomycetes, Serinales, Debaryomycetaceae. The record is from the annotation of a GenBank genome assembly.
AUGGAGGGGGCUGCCGGGUUUGAAAAACUCAUCAUACCGUUGGACUUUUGUGCCGAGAAUCAGACGCUAGAGACGCAAGCACAGAGCGAGCUCAGAAACAUUGUUGACUCUUUCCAGCCUGCAAUUGAGGCGGCCAUUGGUUACGGCUCGGGGAUUCUUCCGCAAGACGGGUACGGCAGUGACACGGGAGACAGAUCCGACACCAAGCAGUUGGACUUUAUCUUUUUGGUCAAGGACUCGGCCCAGUUCCACAGGGAAAACUUACAGCAGAACCCGGGACACUACUCGGCCAAAUCGCUCAUGUGGAUCAACUUGAUCCAGGGCAAGGGCAUCUUCUUCAACCCCUAUGUUUCCAUCCAGAACCACGUGACAAAGUACGGCGUGGUGGACGAGCGGAGCGCACUCAUGGACUUGAGCGAGUGGUCGUCGCUCUACUUUGCAGGGCGGAUGCAGAAACCGGUCAACUACAUCAAAGAACACGACGUCAUGGUCAAGUUUUUGAACCAGUACAACCUCAAGAACGCCAUGACCAUAGCGAUUUUUUUGAUCCAGUCCAACCAGUUUUCCGAAAGGGAACUCUACGAGCAGAUCACCAGUUUGUCGUACUUGGGCGAUUUCCGCAUGUACGUGGGAGGCGAGAACCCGAACAAGGUGCGCAACAUUGUCUCCAAGCAGUUCCACCACUUUCGCAAACUCUACCAGCCGAUACUCGACUACUUUAUCCACCGCAACUACCUCAUACUCACGAACAACGAUGACAAAGACAGAACUUUCAAGACCAAUUUGAACGCCAGUGCCAAGAUCAAACUCAUCUCGUGCCUACCGUUGAAGUUCCGCACGCAGCUAUACAGCCGGUACCCGGAGUCGUCCAUCAAGGAGAUUGCCACCGACCGCAACCUCGCCUACAAUAUCAAGCAGUUGAUCACGAGGACGAUUAUUUAUAGUUCGGUUGUGCAAGCGAUCAAGGGUGUGUUUGCAUCGGGGAUGUUAAAGUCGAUGCGGUACGCCUUGGCAAAGCGCAGGAAAAACGGUUUGGGAUGA